GAGUGCCACCCGGGAGGCGCCCCCGAGACGGUGUGCAAAGGUCUUGUGCCCAACCAUUUGGUGCCCUCACAGACCGCUGCCUCGCCUUACGUAUUGGUUGGACAGCAGAACAGCGACUCAAUUGAACUAAUCAUUGAAAGUUCGCAAAACACACCUUUCCGUGGGUUUGCAGUUCAGGCACAUCUGACCAACGGAUCCAAUGGAUUCAAUAGCGCCGCUCUGGGAAAGUUUGUGCCUAAAGACAGUAAUAUUCAUACAAUCAAUUGCUUCGGACAACAAGAAAAUACGAUAACACAUUCGGACAGAAGUGACAAACACCGCGUGUCUGUGGUUUGGGUCCCACCCGAAGACUUACCCAAAGGAACUCACAUUCUGUUUGUGGGCACUAUUGUGAAGGACAAGAAGACCUUUUGGACGAAUCAGACCUCUCAACACAUUAUCAUCAGU
Medioppia subpectinata is the source of this 447-nucleotide messenger RNA. The record is from the annotation of a GenBank genome assembly. Lineage: Eukaryota; Metazoa; Arthropoda; Arachnida; Sarcoptiformes; Oppiidae.